AUGCAUGAUGCACUAGCUGUUAAGUGCAAUUUGAGGAGGCGAGGGAUUGAUGUGGAUAGUCAAUGUAGUUAUUGUGGGUAUGAGGAAGAAAACUCACAACAUAUUUUCCGGACUUGUAGUGUCGCUAGGUUGGUUUGGACAAUCUAUCAACCACAAGUUCAAAUUGAUGAUAAUGAUCCCAUGAGCGCUGUUGCAUGGGUUCAGAAACAUAUCCGGCUCUUUUAUAGCAAGGAUGAAGUAGGAAUUCGGAAACUAGAAGAAUUUGUGGCCAUGCUUUGGAGUUUAUGGGUCACGAGAAAUGAAAGGGUGUUUAGGAAUAAAGGGGGUCAUGCUAGGUCUGUGUUGUUCCAAGCUGAGGAAGCAAUGAAAAGUUUACAAAAUUUCAAGCAAAAUCCGCAAUUGCCCGACGAGAAGAAGGACCCUGACAUUCCACCGGGUUUUAACUUCGUAAAUCUGGGGGAAAACACACACAUUUUUACUAACUUUGUUUUGCAGGUGGAUGGUUCGUGGGACAAGAAAACAAAACGGGCAGGGUGGGGAUGGGCGUACAAGCAAGGGAAUGAUAACAACAACAACAACAAUCACUAUCGAGAUGGAGGAGGGGAGUAUGGCUACACCAGUACUGCACUCCACGCGGAAACAAAGGCUUGUCUUCAUGGUUUACAAUGGGUUAAAGAGCAGGAAAUUCGAAACGGAUGCAACGAAUUUGGUUACAAACCUAAAAGGAAAAAAGGGGACAACAACUGGCAUUUUUUGGAUUCUGCAAGAAAUAAAAGAUCUAGCUAA
Molecule: messenger RNA, 786 nt
Organism: Spinacia oleracea (spinach)
Lineage: Eukaryota; Viridiplantae; Streptophyta; Magnoliopsida; Caryophyllales; Amaranthaceae
Exons: 1
Coding region: 1-786 (261 amino acids)
Molecular function (GO): nucleic acid binding
Source: RefSeq, a predicted model, not a curated record